This is a messenger RNA of Manihot esculenta (cassava), 2070 nucleotides long. Its product is annotated as lysine--tRNA ligase, chloroplastic/mitochondrial. The coding region runs from base 84 to 1862 and encodes 592 amino acids. The transcript is spliced from 15 exons. NCBI's taxonomy places the organism in Eukaryota, Viridiplantae, Streptophyta, Magnoliopsida, Malpighiales, Euphorbiaceae. Gene Ontology annotation, biological process: lysyl-tRNA aminoacylation. Gene Ontology annotation, molecular function: ATP binding; tRNA binding; lysine-tRNA ligase activity. The record is from RefSeq and is a predicted model, not a curated record. Gene Ontology annotation, cellular component: mitochondrion; cytoplasm; cytosol.
UACUACACAGCACAUAGAUAAAAUACGAAAAGCAGCAGCAGCAGCAGCAGCCACAGCGAGAGGGUGAGAGGCAGACACCGCAGAUGGAGGCUCUUAAAGCCUGGACCCUCUCUUCUAAGCCCUUUCGCCACCUCCUCCACUUCGCCUCUUCCACCACCAGAACCAGGCCUUGCUACUCUACUCUGGUUCUCCGCUCUUCCACCAAACCCUCCGCUCCCGCAUCCACCUCCUCCAGGGUCGCUGGUCGCAACCGCAGGUCAUCGUCCUCCUCUUCUUCUUCCUCCACAUCAGACCGAGAGGCUGUCCGGGCCAUUAGGCUUAAAAAGGUUGAAGAAUUGAGAAGCAAAGGCCUUGAACCCUACGCCUAUAAGUGGGAUAGGACUCAUACGGCAAAUCAAUUACAAGAAAUAUACAAGCAUCUAGCCAAUGGUGAAGAGUCAAGUGAUGUGAGUGAUCCUGUGUCUAUAGCAGGCAGAAUUGUUGCUCGCAGAGCAUUUGGAAAGCUUGCCUUUUUGACACUAAGAGAUGACUCGGGAACCAUUCAGCUUUACUGUGAGAAGGAAAGGCUCUUAAAUGGUCAGUUUGAGCAAUUGAAGACGCAUGUUGAUAUUGGUGAUAUAUUGGGUGCUAGUGGUUCAAUGAAGCGAACUGAGAAAGGUGAGCUUUCAGUUUGUGUUAAUUCUUUCACUAUUCUUACAAAAUCCCUACUUCCGCUGCCGGACAAAUAUCAUGGCCUAACUGAUGUAGAUAAGCGUUACCGCCAAAGAUAUGUUGAUAUGAUUGCAAAUCCUGAAGUUGCUGAUGUCUUUCGUAAAAGAGCUAAGAUUGUUUCUGAGAUUCGGAAGACAGUGGAAUCAUUAGGUUUUGUUGAAGUUGAAACUCCAGUUCUACAGGGAGCAGCCGGUGGAGCAGAGGCUAGACCAUUUGUAACAUAUCAUAAUUCUCUUGGGAGGGAUCUUUAUCUGAGAAUUGCAACUGAACUUCACUUAAAGAGAAUGUUGGUUGGAGGAUUUGAGAAAGUAUAUGAGAUUGGCAGAAUAUUCCGAAAUGAGGGCAUUUCAACUCGUCAUAAUCCAGAGUUUACCACAAUAGAGAUGUAUGAAGCAUUUUCAGACUACCAAAGCAUGAUGAACAUGGCAGAGGAAAUUGUCACUCGCUGUGCUCUUGCUGUUCAUGGGAAGCUUACUAUUGAAUACCAGGGGAUAGAGAUUUGUCUGGAGCAGCCUUGGAGGAGGGAAACUAUGCACAAUCUUGUAAAAGAGGUCACUGGGAUUGAUUUCAGUGAGUUGAGUAAUAAUCUAAAACAAGCUAAAGAUGCUACUUUGAAGACACUUGGAUCUGUGCUUGAAAAUAAAGACAAAUCUGCCAUCGAACUGUCCCCUUCUGUUGGCCACCUCCUGAAUGAGGUUUUUGAAAUUGUUGUGGAGCCAAAGCUUGUGCAACCCACAUUCGUUUUGGACUAUCCUAUUGAGAUAUCUCCUUUAGCCAAACCACAUCGAAGGCACAUAGGCUUGACUGAGAGAUUUGAACUCUUCAUCUGUGGCCGUGAAUUGGCCAACGCAUUUUCUGAAUUGACUGAUCCUAUGGAUCAGAGGGGACGCUUGGAAGAGCAAGUGAGGCAGCACAAUGAGAAGAGGGCAGCAGCUAUUUCAGAAUCAGAACGGGCAGAAGAGAGCAAAAAUGAACAUGAGGAUGAUUCAUAUGAAGUCACACUUGAUGAUGACUUUUUAACUGCCUUGGAAUAUGGAAUGCCUCCUGCUUCUGGAAUGGGACUUGGAAUUGACAGGCUGGUGAUGCUUUUGACGAACUCUCCUAGUAUCCGAGAUGUUAUUGCUUUUCCUGUGCUCAAGGUUCAGCAAUAGGUUGCAAUAAAAACCUGUUAGUUGCUGGGGAAGCACUGGGUGGGGUUUGAGUUCCUCCAUAUGAAAUGAAAUUUUGGCUUAUUUAGCAAGGCUUUUUAUUUUUUCCAUAGACUUCAGAAAUGCAGUAAGCCUGUUACAAUUUAUGUUUGCCCUUUGGCAUUUUUGGAGGUUUCUCUCCCAUUUAGAUCAAGAAUUUCCGUGAUCAAAA